Messenger RNA from Cynoglossus semilaevis (tongue sole), 1430 nucleotides. It is a transcript of the gene igf3, whose product is annotated as insulin-like growth factor 3. Lineage: Eukaryota; Metazoa; Chordata; Actinopteri; Pleuronectiformes; Cynoglossidae. The coding region runs from base 76 to 627 and encodes 183 amino acids. The record is from RefSeq and is a predicted model, not a curated record. Gene Ontology annotation, cellular component: extracellular region. Gene Ontology annotation, biological process: regulation of protein phosphorylation; insulin-like growth factor receptor signaling pathway; cell population proliferation. Gene Ontology annotation, molecular function: hormone activity; insulin-like growth factor receptor binding. The transcript has 4 exons.
GAGAGAGAGAAGAUCUAUUAUAGAACCCUCCUCCUGCCUGACUAUAAGUGUGCAGCUCAACAGGAGUGGGUCUAGAUGGACAGGAUGCACUCCUCGUGCUGCUCCUCUGCCAGGAAACAGACACUCACGGUGCUGUGUGUUCAGAUCUUGUAUCUGGCAGCCUCAGAAGCAGCCAUAAGCCGCUGUGGCUCAGAUCUCAUCGAGGAUCUCAAAUUUGUGUGUGGGGAUCGAGGAUUCAGCUUCGCUUCAGGGAGUAAAAGAUACGGUCCUCGAUCUAGAGGGACGGGCAUCGCUGAUCAGUGCUGCCGUCCUGCCGGCUGUAACCUUCACGUUCUGGAGCAGUACUGUGCCAAACCAAAGAUCCUGCAGCAGCAAAGCACAGCAUCACCAGCUACGACCACCGCUGCACACUCAACCACACAGUCAAAUAUGAAGCAGCAGACUGAAGCAAUAUUUCUCAGGACGCUUUUAGGCCACCUGAGGUUUCCCAACAGUCAGAAGAAGAAGGCUUUAAGAAACAAAGCACAGCCCGGAGGCAAAGACAGAGGGUCAUCGACACCCAACAGACGUCCACUGCGUCCAACCCAGGCUCCGGCUAAAGAGAAUGCAAGCAGAUUUAAAUCGUGACCUAUAAUCUUUUAUAAAAUGUACAAGUUUGCAAUGACUGUGUAAGAGUCAGCGAGAAAAAAGUCAGUUUCCGGCAGACGUAUUCAAUAUGGCUGCAUAGGUACAAAGUGGACUUCUCGCCCCAAACCUAAAUUCACGUGGGUCAGAUCUGCACACAAACCCAUAGAAGGUCCACCUUUUGGCGCACUUCACAUUCACUUUCACCUUCAGUGCCUUAUUAGUGACCAGUAACAUGUUAUCAUCACUGUACGAAGCUCCACAAACACCAAGACAGUUUGUAUAUGUGCACAUCUGUGAAUGUCUGUCAUUCUGGUCAUGAAAAGUUUAACAAAAAAUUAUUCAGUGUUUUUUGUUGAUAUGAGACUGUGAGAAAAGACACUUGUUUAAGUUCUUGUCAAAGGUAAUAACUCAUAAGCCACAGCUAAUGCACCAAAAUCUAUUUUCCAUUUGUUUAUUUCUUCAUAAAGCCUGUGAUUGUAAUGAAGAGUCACUUACUGCCUCUGUUUACAUGCAGUGACACUGGUCUAGCACUUUGACGGAACAUGUAGCUGUGUUACUCACAAAAAGGCUGGUUGUACUCGUGUUCUUUUAUUUAGUUAGACCAUGUACUGAAUUUUUGUACGUUUUCUAGAACUGAUUGUAUUUCAUUGUUUUCUUCUAUCCAAUUCCAUGUUGUUGUUUUUGAAAGCUUUAUAUACCAGAAAUCUAUUCCUUAUUUAUUUCACUGUGAUUUUGUUAAAUAAAUCUUUUCAAAGCCUCACUGUUCACUUGGUGUCAUGAAUUUAUUCCAAGUCUUUGAUGAG